AUGAAUCCGUCCACGGCAUUUCCGAAGGCCGCGGCUCUCCCCGCGCGUCUGUUGCGAACCCAGCGACAAUGUUCUAAGCAGACUUCCAGCAAUAAUGGCCACUCGUCCACCCAAAGAAACUAUCAUGCAACUGCCUCUUCUUCUCCGGCUAGGCGUCUCCGGGAGGGCGCUUGCAAGAGAAACGAAUCUUUUGUGAUAUCGGCUAGGGCUUUUCACACUACCUCUCCUCUUGCGGCUGUUCCCGACCCUUACAAGGUCUUAGGCGUGGAUAAGAAAGCAUCCGCCGGCGACAUCAAGAAGGCCUACUAUGGCCUAGCCAAGAAGUACCACCCCGAUACUAACAAGGACGCUAAGGCCAAAGACAAGUUUGCCGAGGCCCAGACAGCCUACGAAUUGUUAUCCGACGCCCAGAAGCGAGAGAACUACGACCGGUAUGGUUCUGCCGCUUUCGAUCAGAAUGGCGGGUUCAACCCAAACGCUGGCGGCAGCCCAUUCUCUGGUGCAGGAGGAUUCCACGGCUUUGGCGGCGGUUUCGGCGGCGGUGGUGGUGGCUUUGGCGGAGGCUUCUCUGGCGACAUCAAUUUUGAGGAUCUCUUUGGAGCCUUUACCGGAGGAGCGCGCCGUGGACCCCGGGGAGGACGCAACCCUUUCCAGGAGCAGAUUUUGGUCGGUGAAGACAUUGAGGUGCAAACAAACAUCUCGUUUAUGGAUGCUGCGAAGGGCACCUCUCAGGACAUCGUCAUCACCCCGUUGACUAAGUGCGGAACCUGCAAAGGUGACGGAUUGAAAUCUGGUGCUAAGCGGUCCCAAUGCCGUCAGUGCAACGGGACCGGUACUCGCGUUCAUCUCAUGCAGGGAGGCUUCCAAGUCGCCGCCACAUGUGACGCAUGUGGAGGUGCCGGUAUGUCUGUUCCACGCGGGUCAGAGUGCAGCCCUUGCAAUGGAAGUGGCGUGACCCGAGAGCGCAAGACUAUCAAGGUAGACAUCCCCGGCGGUGUCGAAGAUGGCAUGCGUCUGCGGCUGUCCCCCCCUGGUGCUCGCACCCAACCCGGUGAUCUUUACGUCUCCAUUCGAGUUGCCCCCGACCAUCGCUUCAGCCGUUCCGGCUCCGAUAUUCUCUAUACUGCCUCAAUUCCCCUCACCACUGCUAUUCUUGGUGGUGAGGUGACCAUCCCCACUCUCGACAAUCAAGUGAAGGUCAAGGUUGCCACCGGUACGGGUACCGGUGACCGAAUCACUUUGUCAGGAAUGGGCAUGAAGAAGCUUAGUGGCCGUAGUCGCGGGUUCACCCCCAAUGGCGAUCUUAAGGUCGAAUUUAAGGUUGCCAUGCCCAAGUACUUGACAGGCAACCAGCGCACCAUUUUGGAAGUCCUCGCGGAUGAGAUGAACGACAAGACAGCGAAGCGGACAAUGAACUUCCACAAGGAUAGCCCCUCCUCUGCUUCUGAUAGCGCCGACGACGCGGCCAAAAACGAAGGCUUCCUGAAGUCUGUCUGGCAUCGACUCACAGAGAAACAUGGUGAUUCUUCCAAACCAUCGCAGACUGACAAGAAAGACUCCACCAAGGACACGGAAGACAAGGAUGCUGGCAGCGAUGCUAGCAAGGAUGGCUCGAAGAAGUCGAGUUGA
Penicillium coprophilum is the source of this 1629-nucleotide messenger RNA. Its product is annotated as putative mitochondrial DnaJ chaperone (Mdj1). Gene Ontology annotation, biological process: protein refolding; response to heat. Lineage: Eukaryota; Fungi; Ascomycota; Eurotiomycetes; Eurotiales; Aspergillaceae. The record is from RefSeq and is a predicted model, not a curated record. Gene Ontology annotation, cellular component: cytoplasm. The transcript has 4 exons. The coding region runs from base 1 to 1629 and encodes 542 amino acids. Gene Ontology annotation, molecular function: ATP binding; heat shock protein binding.